Molecule: messenger RNA, 3420 nt
Organism: Cuscuta campestris
Lineage: Eukaryota; Viridiplantae; Streptophyta; Magnoliopsida; Solanales; Convolvulaceae
Source: the annotation of a GenBank genome assembly
GAUGCCGACAAAAAUCAAAAUCUUUUGUAAGGAAACCCAAAUUUCCUCCGGCCUCAGUUUUCCGAUCAAUCUCUCCGACUCUCCCUCACAGUUCUGCUUCGCGCUCUUUCCAUGGCGGAUACCCCCACGCGGAACCCCAAGCGUUGCUGCGGCGUCUCUCAGGAUCCAUCCAAGCUCCAUUUCAAUUCGCACCUCGAUCUCGAUCGGGUCGAUUCACUGCUGCAUUCCUUCUUAGGCCUCUCCAAUUCUGCUCUCGACCUCUCCUUCGAUCGCCUCCUCGACUCCAGCCUUUGCGCUUCCGACCAGUGUGACGCCGUCGACGGUGCGCUCCGGUUGGGAUCUGCCCUUCUCGAGGCCGGCAAGAGAGCUUCCAGGGGGCUCGCCGCCAGCCACAACGCAUCCGUUUGGCCUCUUUCAUCUGACAUCACGAUCAAGAUAUUUUCUCUGCUUGGUACAAGGAGUGUGUGCUAUGCAUCAGCUACAUGCUCUUUCUUUCACAAGUGUGCAGCAGAUCCGGCGUGCUAUGCCGAUAUUGACUUGGUCACCCCGGUUCCUAGGGUCAAUAACCUUAUUGUGGCAACCAUGAUUCAGCGUGCUGGAAAAGCAUUCCGGUCUCUCAAGCUUGGAAUUGUACCUAGCCCCAUGACUGCUGCAUCCCGAUCAGCCCAACCGCUGAUUUUUCCUAGACUGGGAAAAGAGGCAUCUACUCUUACAAGAUCAUGCUUGGCCCCCUUGAGUUCCAAUGAUGGCACGAUAGGGUCUUCUCUAAGAAGGUUGCACCUAUGCAAUAUUGAACGUCUCGAUGAUUCAUCACUUAAUGCGGCAUUAUCGGUUUGUUCAUCUUUGCGUGAUCUUGAAGUAGUUGGGCUUAAUGUCGACUUAAGCCAAACUAUUGGAUCAAUAAGCAAAUCAUGUCCUCUGAUUGAACGACUAUUCUUUGAAUCUUCAAAAGCAGGUAGAGAUUGCAGUUUUAAAUUGCAAUCUUGCAGUGACUUGGUGAAUAAUUGUCCCAAUAUAUCUUCAUUGGCACUUAGAGGGUACAAAUUGCAUGACUCCAAAGUUCGUGUACUUUUUAAGGGAUUUCAUAAGCUUAAGUAUGUUGACUUUUCAACAUCCUAUUCUGUCACUGGCUCAUUUCUUAAAAACCUUGGUGGUGAUGCAAGCAGGAAUGUACUUGAGGUCUUAAUUUUGAGAGACUGCAUGCAUUUGAAAGAAGUGGAAAUAGCGAGGUUCUUCUCAACUGUUCUUGCAGGGGAUUUCAAGCAUCUGAAACACAUUGACAUAUCUAAUCGGGAAGGUUUGGCAUCAGAAGUUGAUUGGUACGAAAGAAGCUGCAGCCAAAGUUUUAUUCCAUUUCAGCAAUUGAUGGAGGCAAGACCUGGCUUGUGCCUGUUGGCUGAGUUUCCACAUGAAUGUGAGCUUAAGAAUAGCAGCAACCUUAAUCGCCAAUUCGCCAUCGCCAUUCGCCUCAAUCGCCUGUGUUGUUCGAUAGAUCUAGAGCGUGAGAGCCAAGAGGAUUCGCCGUCUCGCUCGUCAGUCCCACUCUCCACUCUCGAGUCUCGCCCGCUGCCCAGCGCCGACUCGGCUACUCCCUCGCCUGAAAUUCUCAAUCCUCGAGUGCCUGAGACGCCCACUCCCUCAAUCCCAAUUGAAUCAGCUACGGGGCUUAGCCGGAGCGAUCCGUCUGGUAGGCGUGGGAAGUGGACUGCCCUUGACCCGGUUGAAUCUGGGUCAAGUUCGAAGCUUCGCCGCCGCGGAUUCAAGAUGAAGUUUUUAUCAGAUCGGAUGGUGAAGACGCUUUUCCACAUGAAUCCAACUGUCGAAAAAAGCACAUCAAAGCCAAGAUGUUGGCCAACAAGUUCAGCCUCGAGUGCUGUCCUGUACAACAUUGAAUAUCAUGUUCAGGAUGUUCCAUGCAGUACUAGUACUUUGGAGGAGGGGCGUUUUAGUAUAACAGUUGCACAACUUAGGUGUAAGGUUGUGGGGCUUUACGUGUGCUUUGACUGUAGAAGUUUAUGCAAGCUUGUGGAGGUUUACAAGGAAUGUAGACGUCAAGAGUAUGAGCUUGAGAUUGUGGUGGUGUGUUGUCCCUUCUGGGAUCAGACGCAACCAAGUCAGCCAAACUCUGUGAUGAGUUCUCCCCCCUUCCGCCCUCAUUUCAGUGCAAAGGAGACUGCUGUUGCAUUUGGUGAAGAGGGCCAGAUUCAAUCCAUUGAUGCUUCUAAAGUUUUAAAGAGUCAGGCUCCUCCUUCUCUUCCUCCUUCCCAGCGUGACAAGCUGACUGCUUUUCCACAUGAAUCCAACUGUAAAAAAAACCACAUCAAAGCCAAGAUGUUGGCCAACAAGUUUAGCCUCGGGGGUACUCACGAGCUCCCUGCACGCCUAAGUAAUGAGUGUAAGAUCGGCUCAUACUUUGACCAAGAACGCCCCAAAUAUUCUAAAGCCUUCUUGAACGUGCCUGACAUCAAAUUAGGCAAACGAGUCAAGGCUUUAGAUUUGCUAGGGGAUAGCCGGAAUGCUCUAGUUAGUUACUAUGGUAGUGGUAUGGGUGCUGGUGUUAUGGCCUCAGGCCAACAGUCCCUUACCCUGGACAUAUCGGGUAAAUACGUCAUGAUUUGUUGUGUGUUCGUGCCUUCGAUAUGGUCUUCAAAAGAUGCAGACAUGGUUUAUCACACAACCUUAGCUUAUCACGAGCUCGCCAGAAGAGAUGAUUUCGUGCUGGUGGUGGUGCCAAUGAUGAGGAAGGGUUUCUGCUGCUCUUACGAUGCCUAUGAAAUCUUCUUGUCGGCCUUUUCCUGCCUUGUUGUCCGUCUUGUUGACUCGCAGCGCGAGUGCAUCUGCUCGGCACUCGGGUUUAAUGGCAAGAUUAAAGUUUUGAUUCUAGAUCUUGCUCAUAACGUGUUUUUCCAUGGACCAAGAUGUUUCAGCGAUUUGGAGGAGGUGAGCAUGAUUGCUUUCCCUUUACUCCGGAAAGACAAGCUCUCUGUUCAAGUUAUGACUCUGUUCUGGAGGCUAGCUUCCUCAAUGAACUUUUGGGCCUUGUACAACAUUGAAUAUCAUCAUCAGAAUGUUCCACGCAUUAGUAGUACUUUAGAAGAGGGUCGUCUUAGUAUAACAAUUGCACAACUUAGGCGUAAGGUUGUGGGGCUUUACGUGUGCUCUGACUGUAGAAGUUUAUGCAAGCUUGUGGAGGUUUAUUACGGAAGGAUACUUAAAGAUUGAUACGAGUAAUUGAUCCACCAGUAGGUGAUAAUGAAACAAAAUUAGAGGAAUGGUGAAAAAAGAGAAACCAAAUAUGCCAAUAAUUACCCCUCCCUCCUUGCUCUGAGAUGCCACCAAUUAUAUGCCAACACACCAAAAAGUUGAUUACAAACAAAGAUUUGAUAGUUGCAUGGAAUUCAAGAAAAAGGAUUGUUUGAA